AUGAGUACCAGAAACUAUCCGGAGCUUCACGAAUGGCUCAAAAAUCCAAGAAACAAGGCCUACUGGGAUAAUGAUAAAGUUGAAGUGCGAUCUUCAAAGUUGGGAGGACUAGGAGUAUUCGCAAAGACAGACAUCACUCCAGUUGAGGAUGAUCCAGAAUCGGGGUUACUUCUUAGAAUAAGCAAGGAUGCAAUAUUAAGUGGACCUAACUCUUACAUUUCAAAUCUUUUGUAUGAUGCACAUAUAGAUGGAAUAUUUGCAUUAAUCCUUGCUUUUCUUUAUGAAAAAGCACAAGUUAAAAACUCCCCUUGGUAUGACUACAUUCACUCGAUAAACUUUCAUGUUGGUUCCACAAAAGAUGAUAAACGACUCAUGCUUCCGGCUGCAUUGUGGCCAGACGAAGAUCGUAUCUUAUUACAAGGUACAGAUGCUGAACUGAUGGGUGUUAUUGAUCCUCAGGAUAUCGAAGAAGAUUACAGCAUUUGUCUUCAAUUUGCGAAAGACAAUGCUAAUAUAGUCAAGCCACCAUACGAACUUACGCCCGAUGAGAAUGGUGACAAAACGGAGAAUGAAAGGAAAUACCGUUUUUUUGCCGCUGCAUGUUUUGCUGUCUCGUCUAGAGCUUUUGUCAUUGAUGAUUUCCAUCAGCUUGCAUUGGUUCCAGCUGCCGAUCUCUUUAAUCACGAUGCUCGAGGAAAGGAGGACGUCCAUUUUGUUGCAAUUGCCCAUGUUUGCCCUUUCUGUGGAAGAUGUGAUGAGUGCGGACAUGAUGAAUACGGACCACCAGAUAGUGAAGCUGAAGAAUAUGAAGUCGUGAAUAACGAUGAUAAUAAGGAUGGAAAAGAUUAUGAAGGCGAUGACAAAAUGGAUGAUGGUAAGAGCGAUGAUGAUGAUAAUGAUGAUGAGAAGAUGGAGGACGAUGAUGACGAUCAACAUGAUAUUGACUCUUUGUACAUUGAAAAGCUUGAUAAGAAGUUUAAAAAUGAGAUGAGAAAAAAGGAUAAAGAGAGAUUGGAGGAUAAGGAAGAGGAUGAGUCAUUCGAUGUUCCUGAUGGAUACAACCUGGAUGAAAUACUGCUAGAUCCGGAUCAGUGCUGUGAUAUUGUUCUUCAAAAGAAGGUUAAAAAGGGCGAUGAAUUGCUCAAUACGUACGGAGAUCUUUCUAAUGCCAUAUUGAUCUCCAAGUAUGGUUUUACGGUGAAGAGCAAUUCAAACGAUACUGUUUGUUUAGGUCGUCAAAUUGUUGAGCUAAGGGAUGGUACCGAUGAGGAAAUCGUUAAAAGAUUAGAUUGGUGGUCCCAAACGGGCUUUUCUUUAUUAAAAGAGUACAAGAAAGAGAAGUUCGACAUGCAGGAGGAUGAAAGUGCAGAAGAACCGGAUGAUGAGAAUUCUGUAACGGCAGAUGAUGACAGCUGGCUUCUUGCAAUUAGUAUAGCUUAUCCAAGAGAUUUAUCCUUGGAUGCUCUUUGCCUUGGAAAAUUGCUUACUGCAAGCGAUGUUGAAUUCCAAAAAUUGUCAGCAAGCAACAACAAGCAAGCAUUUGAAACAUUUGUUGGAGAAAAAAUUGAUUCUAAGGGAAAAGCAUUUUUGUCUGGUAUAUGCCAGAAAAGGCUUAGUUCUUUGGAAGGACUAAAAUCCCCAGUGUAUUCCCAGUUCGUCAAGGGACAGCUACAUGACUGGAGGAAGCAUAUGAUAUGUAAUAUUCUCAAGGAUGAGAAGUCCAUACUUGAAAAGACAAUUAAGCAUUUAUCAGCUUAG
Molecule: messenger RNA, 1758 nt
Organism: Brettanomyces bruxellensis
Lineage: Eukaryota; Fungi; Ascomycota; Pichiomycetes; Pichiales; Pichiaceae
Exons: 1
Coding region: 1-1758 (585 amino acids)
Biological process (GO): peptidyl-lysine monomethylation
Cellular component (GO): nucleus
Molecular function (GO): protein binding; protein-lysine N-methyltransferase activity
Source: RefSeq, a predicted model, not a curated record